AUGCUUGGCAGCAGCGCCCACCCGGGUGUCUGCUGGUUGCAAGAAGCGACGCAGGGGCAGCAGAAGCCACUGGAUGAGCAGCAGCAGCAGCAGCAGCAGCAGCAGCAGCAGCAGCAGCAGCAGCAGCAACUGCAGCAAGUGCACCAGCUGCACCAGCUGCAGCAGCUGCAGCAGCUGCUGCAGCCGCUAGCUGGCUGCGCCCUUGAGCUUCUGAAAGCAGCUGCCAGCCAGCGGUGCCCAGCAACGACUCAUCUGCCCCCCGUAAUACAAACGAAAGAGCAGAGCAGCGCCGACGUGCCUGUCUGUGGUGGGGGCCUCUCCUUGCAGCCGCAGCAGCAGGAGCAGCAGCAUCAGCAGCAGCAGCAGCCGGCACGACAGCAGCAGCAGUCCACACAGCAGCAGCAGCAGCAGAUGUCCACACAGCAGCAGUCACUACCGCAUCACCAGCAGCAGCAGCCCCCACAGCAGCAGCAGCAGCAGCAGCAGUCCCAACAGCAGCCACAGUCCCUACAUCACCAGCAGCAGCAGCAGUCCCUACACCAGCAGCAGUCCCAACAGCAGCAGCAGACCCGACGGCAGCAGCAGCUGCUGCAGCAUUCCCUACAGCAGCUGCAGUCCCUACAGCACCGGCAGCAGCAGCAGCAGCAGCAGCAGCAGGAGUCCCUACAGCACCAGCAGUCCCAAAACCAGCAGCAGCUGCAACAGCAGCAACAGCAGCAGCAGCAGCAGCAGCAGCAGCAGCAGGUGCCAAGUAACCCGGAUAUGAUUCACAGCAGCUGUCUCCUCGAUGACGGUGCCUGGAUAGGUUUCCGUGGGGCCUUUGAGUUGGCCAGCAGCAACGGGCGCAGCAGAGCCUCAGACUCGCUGCACUCUUCUGUAGGAGAUUCGCUUGUGCGGGGGGCUACGGGUGGUUCAGCUUUCACGCCGCUUGCUGCUGCUGCUGCUGCUGCUGCUGGGAUAUCUGGCAGCAGCAGCAGCAGCAGCAGCAAAGGCAGCAGCAGCAGCAGCAUUAGUUGUAGCAAGGGGACCCCCGCAGCAGUGCCCAUGGCUGCUUCUGUUGAACCCGCUAGGAGUGUUCCUUUCUCCCCCGUUGAGUCUGCUGCUGCUGUGGGCAGCACCGGGGAGCCAGCAGCCGCUCAGUCGUUCAGCCCGUCGCCUGCUUUCGGGGGGAUAGGCUUGGACUGGGAUGCAGAUAUUCUUUCACUUUCACAAAACUACGAAGGAAUGCUGCAGCGCGUUGGUUGGGUGCUGCUGCGCCCCUUCGUCAGUCUUCUGGGUUGCGGCAACACGCCGGUCAUUCAGCUGCUGCAGCACAUUGAGGCCGGCUAUGACCCCGAUAUCCCGUAUCACACGGCUACGCACGCGGCGCAGGUGGCGCACGCGGCGAUGGUGUUGAACACCAAGCUGGAUCUAGACCCAGGAAAGGAGAAGACGGGAACUUUCUGUUUGGGGCUGGCAGCGUUGGCGCACGAUGUAGGACAUUUGGGAAAGACGAACGGCUUCUUGCAACAAUCCAGGCAUCCGCUCGCCACCAUAUACAACGACCGAUCUAUCCUUGAAAACUUUCACGCAUCCGUCUUGUUCAGAAUCAUCAACGAAAUCCCGUCGGCGAAUAUCUUCUGCACUCAAGACGCUCAGGUUCUUCGCCUCACCUUCCCUGCUUCUUACCAGGCUCUGCGGCAACAGAUCAUCGCCCUCAUUCUCGCCACAGACAUGAAGGAUCAUGUGGACUUGGUUUCUCGUUGUAGAUCCCGGAGAAGUUGCCCAGACUUCAACUUGUUUUGCCGAGAAGAAGAUGCACUGCAUGUGAGGAAGAUGCUGCUGAAGAUGGCAGACCUGUCGCAUGCUUUCUUAUGCUGGAAAGACCACUUGGUCUGGACUUGUAAAAUAUCCGAGGAGUUCUAUCGGCAGGGGGACGCCGAGAGGCGACUGAAACUCCCUAUUUCUUCUGUUUGCAACCGGGAAUCACACCACUGCCUGGCGCAGAACCAAGUGGCCUUCUUGCAGAUCCUUGUUGAGCCAUUGCUGUGCGAGUUGGAAGGCAUAGAGGCGACAACGGAAGACGAACACCCCAGGAUGCCCUUCAUCAGGGAUACUUUGCGUAAGAGGUUUCAGAGCAACGUGAAGCGUUGGACGGUGCUAGACAACAGCGGGAUGUAUAUUGUAAUAGACAGAGAAACGCUCUCGCGUGGUUUCUACCGGCAUAGCCAUCUGAGUAACUGGCGCAUAUCUGAUGUUGAACGGUCGUUGACGUGA
Molecule: messenger RNA, 2256 nt
Organism: Eimeria mitis
Lineage: Eukaryota; Apicomplexa; Conoidasida; Eucoccidiorida; Eimeriidae
Product: calcium/calmodulin-dependent 3', 5'-cyclic nucleotide phosphodiesterase, putative
Exons: 10
Coding region: 1-2256 (751 amino acids)
Biological process (GO): signal transduction
Molecular function (GO): 3',5'-cyclic-nucleotide phosphodiesterase activity
Source: RefSeq, a predicted model, not a curated record